Pelobates fuscus (common spadefoot toad) is the source of this 1153-nucleotide messenger RNA. It is a transcript of the gene CIMIP4, whose product is annotated as ciliary microtubule inner protein 4. The transcript has 5 exons. The coding region runs from base 71 to 931 and encodes 286 amino acids. Lineage: Eukaryota; Metazoa; Chordata; Amphibia; Anura; Pelobatidae. The record is from RefSeq and is a predicted model, not a curated record.
UCACAAUGAAAGUAAAAUGAUCACAAGCUUCAUGAAUUGGGAGAGUUUGGGAUAUCAUUAAAUAUCUAUCAUGGAUGUCACCCAUUCAGAAAAAAUGCCUAAUAAGUCUUUGCCAACCAACACAUUAAAUUCAAAAUCCAGAUACUUCCAUGGCAGUUCCCUUUCUACUCCAAAAACAUCACAAAUCUGUCUUGAAGGGCCUGCCAAUGUGGAGAAACACAGCCAAGUAGACUUAGACAGUGUGAAUCCAUGCAAAAGAAGAGCGAGUUCUACAAGCAUCCCAUUAAAGGAAAAAACUAUAUCUAGAUCAUCAGAAACCACAAUGAAAAAGCAAGAUAGUUUGGUACCAGCUAACAUUAGGCACAAGUAUGGAACUUCUUUGGUGGACCAACUGAUCUCCCCAGAGCAGGUAAAGCAAGCACUGACUGAAGCAAAUGAAAAUAUAUCACACUCAAAUGGAUAUCACAUUCCAAAACCGAGCUUGAAUUCAUGGCUGGUGGACAACAUCGCAUAUUAUGAGCUGGGACAUAGCCUCCGUGCUAACCUAUUUCCAGGUGCCCCCAUCCAAUGCCAUUCCUUGGUACAAGAUUCCUACACUACAGAAGUUAAUGAGAAAGGGAAAGUAAUAAGGGACACUUUGCAUCACUGGCAUGGGAGGAAGACUGAUGAUCUAGCAAUCUGGACUCAAAUGCUAUUGGAAAGAACUGCCAUCACCAAAAAAUUGGAGAGUAUCUUCAGGCCUCCACUGACUGUCCGAAUGCCCACGAGACCAAGGGUACCCAAAGAACCUCCAGUUCAAUCACCACCACCAAAAGCCAACAAGAGGAAAAGUCAGACUAAGACAAAAAAGCCACAAAUAGUGUCUGUUCCUAUGACACAACCCAGUGAAGAUGAUAAUUUUUGGGACUUUUAUGAAAAGCCAAUUUUCUGAAAAUAUGUGUAGUUUAUGACAGACAAAUAAUCCUAACACCAUCUGUCGUUCAAGUGCAGAGUCAUGGAACACAAAAACGCACGCAAACACCCUGCUUUAGGCUGCCACCAGGGCAUAUUGUGUGGGUCACAUUAUUUAAAUACACUGACACAUUUCAAUAUAUUGCUGUCAUUCUGAGGAAAUGUAAAGACCUACAUCACUGAAAGACCGUUCUAGAAAAUU